CAAAAACUAGUUUCAUAUUUAAUGUAUUCCCAUUCAAAUAGCGGAAUUGAUCCUACCAUGCUAACAUCAACCCAUGUUGAAACAGAUGCGAAUCAACAGUAAGAAAAUCUGGAAGAAAUUGAAAAUUUAAAUUAAAUCAAAAAAGAAUUUGAUGAUUCACAACUUGUAACCAAUUUUGAUUUGAAUCUUGCUAACUUAGUUCAAAGAAGAUGUUAUGUAUUUGAGGAUCAAAUCAUGAAAUACGAGAAAAUAUUAGAAAAAAAUCCAACAUGUGUGGAAGCCUUAAUUGAAAAAGCAAAAAAUUUAGUUAGCCUUUAAAAAAUUGAGGAGGCCUUAGAAUGCUGUAAUUAAGCUAUAUCUAUUGACGGUAGCUUUACUUAGGCAUAUUUUGAAAAAGCAAAAAUAUUGUGUAAAUAAUAAAAGAUCGAAGAUGCCAUUAAAGCUUAUGAAGCUAUUUUAUCAAAGAAUUCAAAAAAUAAUGAUGCAAUUCAAGAAUUAUCUUAACUUCAAAAUUAAAUUCAAUAAAUAUCGAAGGCACUUAAAUAUUAUGACUAACUAUUGGCUUUUGAUCGAAAAAAUAAAUUUAUCUAUGUAGAAAAAGCCAAACUAUUAUAAAAAUAAAACAAAUUUGAAUUGGCUCUUAAAUGUUGCGACUAAUUAUUGAGCUUUGAUCCUUAUGAAAAGUAUGCGUAUUUACAAAAAGCUUUAUUAUUUUCAUAAAUUAACGAGCCACAAUCGGCUAUAGAAUGUUAUAAGAAAGUAAUCGAAAUUGACUCUACGAAUAAAUAUGCUUAUUUAGCAAAAGUUAAGUUGUUAAUAGAGUUAAAAAAUUAUGAAAAGGCUCUCAAGUGUUGUGACAAGAUUUUAAAUUUUGAACCAAAAGAAAUUUAUGCUCAGAUAUAGAAAGCCAGAACUCUAGAAUUUCUUCAAAGAUAUGAUCAGGCUGUUAAAUGUUGGGAUGAAAUAAUUACUUAAGAAUAAAACAAGGCAGAGCCAAGUGUGGAAAAAGCUCGAGUUUUAGUCAAGCAAAAUAAAAUUAAGGAAGCUGUAAAAUGUUUAGACAUAAUUCUGUCUAAUAAUAAAGCAAAUAGAGAUGUGAAUGUACAGAAAGCCUAAAUCUUAAUGUAGUAAGGAUUAUUGGAAUAAGCUGUUUAAUGUUGCUAAUAAAUCUUGAGUUAAGAUUCAGGAUCUGAAAGAGCAUGGCAUUAUUGCGGCCAAGCAUUUAAGUUCUUAAAUUAAUUGAAUGAUGCCUUAAAAUGUUAUGAGGAAAUAUUGAAAACAAACAGCAAUGAUUGGUAUUCUUAAUACUAAGUCAAGGAAAUAAAAGAAUAAAUAAAAAAGUAAAGAUUAGUAAAAAAUGAUUGA
This is a messenger RNA of Paramecium tetraurelia, 1365 nucleotides long. RefSeq lists its product as uncharacterized. The record is from RefSeq and is a predicted model, not a curated record. The transcript is spliced from 11 exons. NCBI's taxonomy places the organism in Eukaryota, Ciliophora, Oligohymenophorea, Peniculida, Parameciidae. Gene Ontology annotation, molecular function: protein binding.